Molecule: messenger RNA, 2025 nt
Organism: Grus americana (Whooping crane)
Lineage: Eukaryota; Metazoa; Chordata; Aves; Gruiformes; Gruidae
Exons: 3
Coding region: 878-1816 (312 amino acids)
Source: RefSeq, a predicted model, not a curated record
GUCCGGCUCCCGGCCCCUCUUUUCCACUUCCGCCCUCUGUACCCUGUGGCUUUCCCCCUCUUCUUUCUCUCUCUGUCUCUGUUUGAGGAGGAGCAGCUGCCGCCCCAGCGCUCGCACCCCGUUCACGGUGUCGCGCGCACGCUUCUUCUCGGGCGCGCUUCCUCCUCCUCCUCCUUCGGGCUCGACCCGAGGCUUCCGGCAGCAGCCUCCGGGUGUCGGAUUUUGUAAAAUAUAAUUAACGUAACUGAAAGGUGCAGCAGCGGGAUCGGCCCGGGCGGGGCGCCUCCAAAGAGAGGGACCCCGAACAAAGAAAUCCCGGGGCCGUUCCACGCUUGGGUCCCGGACACCCGCCCCUCGCGCGCUGUCCGCGCGUCCCUUAGUCCCGCGGUGACUUUUGGUCUGGGGUCUUCUACCGUCGUCUCGGAUUCUUCUUCUGUAUAGCUGUGGGCGGUGCGUUAUUCCACAGGUGCCGCCGCGCCGAUGCUCCGUACGUUCGCAGUAACGGGUAGAGCGGAAGGCUCCGUGGCCAGGGAAGAGCGGCACGGACACGUUCCUGCUCGCUCCGUUGCACCGGAAUUUCGACGGCUGGGUUCGGCCGCUAAAUUGAUGGCGCUACCGGAAGAAAUUUCAGAAAAAAAGGGUGGCUUUUUCGUCGAUCUCUUGGUGAGAGUAUCAAAUCAGGCGGCGGUAAAUACGUAGAAGCAACUAGGCGUACUACGGCGUGUACCGGACAGCGUUGGCGUGCCGCUCUGCUAGCAGCGGAGAGCCAGAUGAGGAUGCCCGUGAUAUGAGAAAAGCUCUGUCCAGAGAUACGGAGACGAAAUCAGUUGUACCUCACCCUGUGACACCGGAAGACAUUGAGUAACUGUAAGCUGUGAUGCUCAGUGAAAUUACUAAGAGCGUUAAGUUUCCCGUGCCUUUGCUUUCACUCUCCCAUUCUCUUGUCUUGCGGCACGUCGCAUUUGUUGAGGCCGUGGAAGCGACACCGGGAGCGAUGGGUUGUCAGAACCAGGUCCUCCUGCCUGUCGCUGGUUUUGCUUACCUUCGCCGUCUCUGUGUACCGGCCUGCAUCUCUCUCUCUGUUCCUCAAUCCCUGUCCUCUCUUCUCUGCUCUGCUUUGUUUCACUGCGUAUGUCCCGUUCCCUGUCCCACCUUUAUGCUUCCUUCCUUCUUCCUCGCCUUUUUCUUUGUCCUUUUGUCCUGCUCCCCGACCCUGUUUCUCGCUCCAUCUGACCGUCCUUUUCCUGGCACCUUUGUGUCUCUGCUCCUUGCCCCCGUCUUUCUCUCCCCUCUGCCCAGUCCUCGUCUCCCUCUUUUGUCUCUCUCUCCCUCUGUCCUCCUUCUGCCUCUGCCCCUCUGUCCUGCUCCCUGCCCCUCUUUUUCUCACUCUGCCCCAGCGUCCCGCUCCCCGGUCCUCUUUCCCUCUGUUGCUCUCUCCUUUUCUCUCUCCUUCUCCCUGCUCCCCAGCCCGGUUCUCUCACGCUCCCGCUUCCUUUUUUUAUUCUCUGUUGCUCUGUCCUGCUCCCCGUGCCGCUGUCCCUCGCCGUACCUCUCGGUCCGGCUCCCUGCCCUUAUUCUCUUUUCCUCCCUCGCCGUGGCGCUGCCCGCCCAGGGUCGUUUCUGCCUCUCUGUCCCGCUCCCCGUCCUGGUUUGUCGGUCGCCGUCCCGCUGCCUCUCUUCCUGCCGCUUCUUCCUCCCUCUCUGUCAGGCUCCCUGUCCCCGUCCUUCACUCGCCGUCCCUUUCCUUGCCUCGUGCUUUCUCGCUCGCCGCCGCCCCCCCCAUCCAGCUGGCUGCCCCUUUUCUCCUCUCUUCUAGCGUCCUGCAGCUGGCUCCUCGGUUUUGGCGGCAGCCUGCACAUAGCAGCCCAGCUCUCCAGCAGCCUGACGGACCGACCGUGUGUCUGUUCCACGCCGGACUGGCGAGCGUGGCUCUGGGUAGGACAGCCGAGGUGCCCCAGGGCCGGGCCCCGAGCCCCGGUGCGGAGUCUCUCCCGGGACCGGCUCUGUGUGUGACCGAAUAAACGC